GCUGCGGAGAUAAAAUUUCUUAGAGAGGAUUAUUAUCCAAUGAGCUGACGGAUUUUGUAACACAAAAGCGAGUCGACUCUAAUGAUUUCUACCACUGAACAGGUUUCAAGCGGUAGCUGUUGUGGCGCGUGUUAAAGUAAUCUUGGUACUGGGCUGUAGAGAUAUUUGAAUUAAAAUCAAAUUUAAAUGUUAUUGAAGGGUGAAGCUUGAGUGAAGCCCACGAUCAUACUUAGCUGUAGAGUAAAGAACAAUGAAGAAUCUGGUGGCAAAGAGUGUCCAGUCCAGCAGUGGUGCUGCCACAGCACCAGCCUUCACCAUCCCCGUUGAUGGUCGAGUGUAUGCUGUCGAAGUGGCUGGAUUUGCAUGGUGCAGUGACCUGGUAGUCUAUGGAACAGCUACCUCAGUUGGUGUACUCCGCAUCACUCUCCCAGAAGACAGUGAGACCGGACAGCUGCAGCACGUGAGUCUGCACGAAUUCCACCACGACUCGCGGGUGCGCUGUCUCGCCUGGAGCGGCGAGACCAACCUGGCUGAGGUGCCUCGCUGUCUGAAGUUUGCGGCCGCCGGCGCCGACCACUGUGUCAGGGUGUACGUCCACACGGGCCCCACGGAAGGCGGGUCGCUGGAGGUUCACCCGCUGGUGGGCCACACUGACUACAUUAACGAUCUGUCGUUCGGCGGACCGGACGGAGACACCCUGGCCAGCGUCGGUGACGACCUGACCUGCCGGCUGUGGAAUGCGGCCGACUUUACACCGCUGGCGUGCAUCGCCUCCGACGGACCGUGUAUGUCGGUGUGCUGGCACGCGGAGGAGCAGUACCAGCUGCUGGUGGCGGCCGCCUCCGGCACCGUCACCUUCUACAACACAGAGACGCGCGCGCCCGUCUCGGCCCUCCACACGGGCGUGACUGGCCUGGCCGGCGCCGACUGGUCGCCACUCGACAGUCUGCGGGUGGCUACCGUGCACGACAGCCGCCUGGUGACUCUGGACGUGUCCCGACUCAGCAAGCCGGAGACGGACCAGGAGGUGCACCACGGCGGCGGGCAGAAGGUGCGCUUCUCGCGCACGGCCAAACAGCACGUGGCCACGUGUAGCCUGACCCAGGUCAAGGUCACCCAGCUGGGCGUGCACCAGGCGCCGCUCGCAGAGGAUCUCAUGGCGGUCGGCGGCAUCAGCUGGCACAGCGUCCUCCCGUACCUGUUGGCCGGCAGCGACCGAAAACUGGUGGUCUGGCGGGUCGCCCUCAUCUAACGCCGGCCCUCAGAGAACACCAGGGCAGACUCGGCAGAGUGCAACUGGCAGCGGCGUGCGGCGGCGGGACAAAAAUCGGCCCACAAUGGUCGGUUGGCGGCGGCGACAGCGUGGAGCCUGGCUGGACCGGUGAGCGGCCUUGGUCGCCGGCCCCCAGUGGACCACCGCGGACCGGUCAGUGAUUGUGGGGCCGGCAGAGAAACAUGGGGUGGCAUGGGUAGCAAUGACAAGAAUGGCAUUACAAAGAGAGGGCAUAACACUUGGAGCCUGGUGUGAUCUCCAAGAUAUAAAGAAUGCGACACUGAAUGGAGGAGCAUCAGAUGGGGGAUAAAAACGAUGAAUGCAAACAAGGGAAAGUCGCCAGAAAAAUAAAAUGAGGACAUGCGGAAAA
This is a messenger RNA of Amphibalanus amphitrite, 1643 nucleotides long. RefSeq names its product nucleoporin Nup37-like. The transcript has 8 exons. Lineage: Eukaryota; Metazoa; Arthropoda; Thecostraca; Balanomorpha; Balanidae. The record is from RefSeq and is a predicted model, not a curated record. Gene Ontology annotation, cellular component: nuclear pore outer ring. Gene Ontology annotation, molecular function: protein binding. The coding region runs from base 251 to 1252 and encodes 333 amino acids.